GAUGUCCACCUCAAACCGGGUAUACUGCUUUUGUAAGGACGAUAACUCCACUUUGGUUGAUUCCAUUCUACGUCAGGUGUCCAACGAACUCGGGAGUUCUCUUGUCUUAUUUGGCUGCAGCCCGGGGAUCACUGACGAAUUAAUCAAAAUGAAUGGUUCGUUUGUCCGACGUCUUAUAGAAGAUACCGGCAUGUUAAUGUUUCCAAGGGAAAUCUUCAGAAAACCUACACUUCCUGAUGACUUUAAAGAGAAACGUUUAGAAGAGGAAAACGUGGAGUUAGUCCUCAGUAAUUUGCAAUAUAGAGAAGCUAAAGAAUAUAUUGUACACAUGAUUAACAUAUUGCCAAGCACGUGCAUUCUCAAUAAAGAUGGCAAACCAGUAGCUUGGAUACUUCAGCAAGAGUAUGGAUGUUGUGGAAUGCUGCAUGUGAUGCCAGAAUAUAGAAGAUUAAAUCUUGGAAGCAUUGUAGGACAGCUUCAAGCCGAAAAAAAUUUUGAAAAUGGCGAUGAGGUCUAUUCAUGGGUAGAUAAAACAAAUCAUCCAGCACUAACUUAUAAUCUGAAAAAUGGUGUAGUUCCUUUGCCCGAUUUUAUUGUAACUUGUUCAGAAUACAUGUACAGAAGAGUGACAAAUUAAAGA
Messenger RNA from Saccostrea cuccullata (small rock oyster), 640 nucleotides. RefSeq names its product glycine N-acyltransferase-like protein Keg1. Gene Ontology annotation, cellular component: mitochondrion. The transcript is spliced from 3 exons. Lineage: Eukaryota; Metazoa; Mollusca; Bivalvia; Ostreida; Ostreidae. Bases 2 to 637 code for a protein of 211 amino acids. Gene Ontology annotation, molecular function: glycine N-acyltransferase activity. The record is from RefSeq and is a predicted model, not a curated record.